AUGACCAUAAUUGCACCAGAAUUUUGGAAUCCAACUUGGUCUCUUCAGGAGAGCGUUGGACUUCCCUGUGGACCUCCACCUUCUAACAAUCAUGAUAUUGUGUCUCAUGAGCUAGACAGUUACCAACAUGGAGAAGAGGUGGCAUACAGUUGUGCUGAAGGCUUUGGAAUUGAUGGACCAGCAUUGAUUAAAUGUGAAGGAGGAAAGUGGAUCCAGCCACCCACUUGCAUAAUAACAGAUUGUGACAAUUUCCCCAGGUUUCAAAAUGCCAUACCCAAAGAAGAGGAAAAAUAUUCAUACAGGUCAGGUGAACAAGUGACAUUCACAUGUGAACCUUCUUAUCAUAUGAAUGGAACCAACACUGUGACAUGUGUUAAUCACAAGUGGAUUGGAGAGGUGGUAUGCAAAGACAAUUCUUGUGUGGAUCCACCACUUGUGAAAAAUGCUACCAUAGUAACAAGGCCCAUAGAUAAAUAUCCACCCAAUGCAAAAGUACGGUAUGAAUGUAACAAAUCUUUCGAACUAUUUGGGGAAGUAGAAGUGAUGUGUCAAAAUGGGGUUUGGACAGAGCCACCAAAAUGCAAAGAUUCAACAGGAAAUUGUGGGCCUCCUCCACCUAUUGACAAUGGAGACAUCACCUCCUUCCCAUUGCCAGUAUAUGCACCAUUAUCAUCAGUUGAAUAUCAGUGCCAGUCCUUGUACCAACUGCAGGGAAACAAGAAAAUAACAUGUAGAAAUGGAGAGUGGUCAGAGCCACCAAAAUGUUUACAUGCAUGUGUAAUACGAGAAGAAAUCAUGGAAAGACAUAACAUAACUUUAAGAUGGAAAGAAAGGCAAAAGCUAUAUUCUCCAUCAGGGGAUGAGGUUGAAUUCCAGUGUAAAUAUGGAUAUAAAAAGAUAAAAACAUCACCUUCACUCCGUACAAAGUGCGUUGAUGGUCACAUCAGUUAUCCCAGUUGCUCAAAAUCACAUUAUUGGUUUAGCGGAUAAAUGAGUCUUUGUUUAGAAAUGUGCAUGAAUAUUAAUAAUGUAGUUUCAAAAAUUUAUAUUUGAAGCAUUGUUUAACUCACUUCUUCUUAUGAGUAUAAACUUGUAUUGAUAUAUGGUGAAAAAAUUGGAGCCUGAGAGAAAACUGCCUCAAAUGCAAAGUAGUUCACUCAAAACUCCUAAUGCAGAAUGGGCUGUGUUAGCACAAUAAUCAAUGCUAAUAAAAUAUAUGCAAUCACUUCAGUGUCUGUUUCUAUCCACCACUUUUCAAAUCUCUCCAAUCUUCCUUAAUACAUUUUGAUCUAAGACUCUGAUUAUUGAUGGACAAAAGUCAUAUUGUUUCAUCUUCAAAUUAGCAUUUAUCUCACAAAUAUGUAAUAAUCAAACUGUCAUACUUAAUAUUACCAAUGAAUAUAAAUAAUUGCUAAAUACUACUUUGUUUUAAUAAACAAAUCUAAGAAUCAUUUUGUGUGUGAAUUUCUGAAUAUGUUAAUUUGGCACAGUGACAUAUUCAGGCAGUUAAAAAAGGAAUUAAAAUUUAACUGGAUAUAGGGUUCUAUCACUGACAUAAACAUAUAAAUACUCUGUAUAACUGAUAAACAGGUAAUGAACAUGUACAUACUUUGUGGCUAAAUUAAUAAUGUAAAAUUAAUAAUAAAUAUAAUAAAAUUUAUUUUUAAAACCCA
Molecule: messenger RNA, 1673 nt
Organism: Peromyscus maniculatus bairdii (prairie deer mouse)
Lineage: Eukaryota; Metazoa; Chordata; Mammalia; Rodentia; Cricetidae
Source: RefSeq, a predicted model, not a curated record